Messenger RNA from Paramormyrops kingsleyae, 3504 nucleotides. RefSeq names its product RAB8B, member RAS oncogene family (gene rab8b). NCBI's taxonomy places the organism in Eukaryota, Metazoa, Chordata, Actinopteri, Osteoglossiformes, Mormyridae. Gene Ontology annotation, molecular function: GTP binding; GTPase activity. The record is from RefSeq and is a predicted model, not a curated record.
CUUUCUUGACACCGUAUGGAUACUGUGUCAGAAGUAAAAGCGAGCCAGACCGAUACAUUGUCAUUUCUCCGAAGCCAGGAGCCCGAGCAGCAAAAUGGCGAAAACGUACGACUACCUUUUCAAACUCUUGCUCAUAGGAGAUAGCGGUGUCGGCAAGACGUGCCUGCUCUUCAGGUUCAGCGAAGACGCGUUCAAUACCACCUUUAUAUCCACAAUAGGGAUCGACUUCAAGAUCAGAACCAUCGAACUGGAUGGGAAGAAAAUUAAGCUUCAGAUAUGGGACACGGCGGGACAGGAGCGCUUCCGGACCAUCACGACGGCCUACUACAGAGGAGCCAUGGGCAUCAUGCUGGUGUAUGACAUCACUAACGAGAAGUCCUUCGAGAACAUCAAGAACUGGAUCCGGAAUAUCGAGGAGCAUGCAUCGUCGGAUGUGGAACGCAUGAUCCUGGGCAACAAGUGUGACAUGAACGACAAGAGACAAGUAUCCAAAGAGCGAGGCGAGAAGCUGGCCAUAGACUAUGGGAUCAAGUUCCUGGAAACCAGUGCGAAAUCCAGCAUAAACGUGGAAGAGGCCUUCUUCACACUUGCCAGAGACAUCAUGACAAGACUCAACAGGAAAAUGAACGACAACAGCGCAUCUGGUGGCGGAGGACCUGUGAAAAUCACAGAGAACCGGUCAAAGAAGAGCAGCAUCUUCCGGUGUUCCCUGCUCUAAUGGACUGCUCACUAUUGUCCUGGACACCCGCACUGCUUUUCUAAAAGCAGAGUGUUGAGCAGCCUGUGUAGGAAAGCUCAUGGGCUGCUGCUCAUGGGCUGCUCACGGGCUGCUGCUCACGGCUGUGUAUUCUGCUGACCACGGCGACAGCCGCCUCCAAGGGCCGGUUUCACAAACUAAAAAUGAGUCAAAAACGUCAAAUCUCAAGUCACCCACUGGUUCCGAUAGAUUCCCGGUUCCCCGCAGUCCGGAUCCCGACCCGCCAUUACAGCAUCUUUGUCUGUUUACGUCUUUUAUCCGUGGAAGCCCACGUUAACGUGCUUUGUGCCCUGAAGCUCCUUCUCCUCUAACCUUCGCUCCUGCGAAGAUCCCGGCGCCGGGUGUUUUUAGCGAGGCAGUCAGACACUGGUUCUGUUUCCCUGGCGUUCCUCCCUGGCUGAGUGUUUGCUGUGUGAGAAUGUGAAAUCUCCCAGGCCAUGUUAUCAUUUCCGCCAUUUACCGUUUAAGGAGCACAAGUCACUGUAAGAGCGGCGCAGUGUGGCGCACGUGCCAUAGAUCCUGAAAUGUCUCUCGCACGAGCACAUGGAAGGAUUACUUUUAUUCUCAGUCAAAGCUGACCAAUUUCGUUCCCGUUGCUGAAUUUAUACUUUUUAAUUGCUUUCCAAUAAAUUAAAACGAAUAUUAUUUAAAUGUUAUGAUAAAGAGUAGCUGAAAUACAACAAAAGAUAGGGAACUUUUUGAAGGUAGUUUUUUCUUUUUACCGAGAUUGUUGACAAGACAUUCAGCUAAAGUUCUGGCCUGUUCUGGAAAAUCAGAAGCGGAAGCUGUUUUAUGUUUAUGAGUGGAAGAUAUUAAAAGUAUGAUGAAAUGUUAUUAGUGGAAAAGCACCUGAAAUGAAGGACUGGCUGUUUAAUUGUACAGCAUACUGUCACUGAUGACAAAUAUUUUGCAGAGAAAAUUUAGUAAACUACAUUGUGCAAUACUAUAAUAGAUCUUCAAAGUGUCCUGUUUUUGGUAGCACAUAGAUGUUUGCCGACAUAGAUGUGCUAUGCCAAGUGCCACUGGCAAGACCAAACAAACCGUAAUUAUAAUGUCUUGGCAUUCAUGUCUUUUUAAAAGUGUCAGUAGUAAGUUCUUUCUGUUUUUAGCCGUCUUAAAGUCACGUGGCUGCGUUAUUUUCUCACUGCCCUCUGAGCUUUGCUGUCGUUCAGACAUUGUCCGGAAAAUGAACUUUCAGCUGGUCCUGAGACCAGAUAAAAAGCGAGAGCUUCAUACAAAUUCUUGUUGAGGUGGUCGUGAACUAAACCUCAGCUCUUCUGGAUGUUUGAAUGCAGACGCCUUCUGGUUCAUAACUGUGUUUGUUUCUCUAUGUACCCUGCAGGACAUUGGGCCCACUAUCUCUGCGGUACUUGUGAAGUUGUUGGAAAACCACUAAAUGCAUGCAUAGAUCUCUGUGUAAAUGAGACGACUAAAAUAUAACACACCGAGUAAUCCGAUCGUAUUAAUAUUAACCACCUGUUCAUAUUUUACUGGCAAAAACGAGCUUCCUUAUUCCAUGAGGUUGUGACAUGUAAAAGUGUGUCCUGUUUACAGAAACGAAUGCAGGGCUGAUUCUCUGCCUGCCUUUGUAUAUGUGUGUCCGUUUUUACGUCACCUGUGCCAGAGGCUGUAUCUUCAUGCCACCGUCAUUGUAGAUCAUCAUAAAAAGAGGAGAGGAAGAAGCGUGUGAUGUUUAAACGGGAUUAACCGGGAAGGGUUAGUAAUUUAGUCAGAUAAGUUAAAGUGAUGUUCAACAUUUCUCUGACCCGUCAUUAACAGAAAGGCUCCAGUUGUGGUCUUGCUAAAAUAGAAACGCAUUGUGGUUUGAGGGAAGCCCCUCCCACUUCCUCCCCCAAAAAGACUUGGUAAGCACCCCCCAGCCCCAGAGUACAGGAAACACACGUACUGCAUUCAUAUUUUAUAAGCAGCAUCUCUGUUCCCUAAACAGGUUUUACAGACCGCAUACAGAGCACAGCACUUGACUCCACAUGUUGCAGUUUCUUCCUGGUGGUGCACAAACCACGUUUCGUAGACUGACAUAUGGCUGUCUGUAAAAUUUAUAUCUCUUUACGGUGAAAGGAUCUCAGCUGUAUGCUGUUGUACCAAAAUGUAUUUGCUUUCUUGGAUAGCCAUAUCUGCACCUACGAUGCCGAAUCAUUGCUCCAAGAUGUGGAUGUUCACUGACCACAAAGCGUCUGAUCUGCUGGGAUCGUGGGUACCUGGCAUGCUGUCGGCAGUCUUCCAUUGUGCCGUGAAUCAUCACCGGCAGAUAGUAUAUUUUCUUAGAUUAAAUGGAUGAUUGCUUGAGUUACAUUAAAUCAAUGCACUGCAUAGACCAUUUGUUAAGAAUGUAACUGUGCUUUUAUUGUUGUGCAAUAACUGUUGAAAAUAACAUUUUACAUAUUUCUGGGACCAUGGAUUUGCAAGUAUGUUUGUAUACAAACAUAAAUAUGCAUACAUUGAUAAAGCUCUAUCCUAAUAAUGUAACAGUGAAAGCAUUCCAUUUAACUCAUGUUAGUAUCUUACCAUGUUUACCAAACCAUAAAGGAAUUGCCAGAUACACCUUCUUAUUUUAAAACACUGUUAGCAGCCUAUUGUUUGUCCGAGAGCAACGUCAAGCCUAUUUCUGUAACAUUUAAAUCUCGUUGUGGACUGAUAAUUGUGUAAAGAUGAAAAGAACUGUUGGUUUUGUUAAUUGUGAACUUUUUUCUACAAUAUGGCGACUUCAGUAAAAAUUAUGUAAAGAA